UCUGAGUUGUCAGAGUCACGUUAGAGGAGAAAACAUCAGCUGAUGAUCUGCAGGUUGGAACUGAUGACAGCAGGAGAGUCGUGAUGGAAUAAACCGUCCUUCCUCUGAGGGCAGCAGCCUGUUUUUUCUGCUCCACAAACCUCUGUUUCCUCUCCAGCUAUGCGUAAUUUCAACAAAAGGGGAGAGUCUGUGCGUAAAAGUGCGCGCUCCUCCGUGUCGCACCGCGUUCUGCUGCCGUCUCCUCCUCUUCAUCUUCAUCUCCUCCGGCUGUAGAGCUCACAGUUGAGCCUCCAAACCGACCGGUCAUGGCUGAUCUGCGACCCUCCCGGAGCCGCUUUUGUCCGCGUCUCACGGCCGCCUUCUUGUGCGUUUUUCUGCUCGUUUUCCUCCACUGCGCCUCUGCGAGUCGUGAUGCUGUUUCGGGAGGCAACGACACGGGGAUCCGUCCAGUACGAUCCACGCAGGAGGAUCCCCACGACCACCACGGCAACUCCACGGAGCACAAAAAGGCUUUCCCCGUCCUCGCCUUCAACUUCGAGCACGUCAGGAAACCCUUUGAGAUCUCCAUGUGGAUCCUGCUGGCGCUGCUCAUGAAACUUGGUUUCCACAUCAUCCCCAGAAUUUCCCACGUCGUCCCAGAGAGCUGCCUGCUGAUCGUGGUCGGUCUCCUGGUCGGUGGAACCAUCAAAGCCGUGGAGGGAACCAACGCUCCGGUUCUCGACUCCAAGCUCUUCUUCCUCUACCUGCUGCCUCCCAUCAUCCUGGACGCCGGCUACUUCCUGCCGAUCCGGCCUUUCACCGAGAACCUGGGCACCAUCCUGGUGUUCGCCGUCCUGGGAACGCUGUGGAACGUCUUCUUCAUCGGCGGGACCAUGUUCGCCGUCUGUCAGAUCGAGGGCGCCGGGCUGGGCGACGUGAACCUGCUGUCCUGCCUGCUGUUCGGCUCCAUCAUCUCGGCCGUGGACCCCGUCGCCGUCCUCGCCGUGUUCGAGGAGAUUCACAUCAACGAGCUGCUGCACAUCCUGGUGUUCGGAGAGUCGCUGCUCAACGACGCCGUCACUGUGGUUUUGUAUCACCUGUUUCAGGAGUUUUCACGUGAAGGUUCUGUUUCUGUCGGCGACGCUCUCCUCGGCGUGGUCUGCUUCUUCGUGGUGUCUCUGGGAGGAAUCUUGGUGGGCUUCAUCUACGGCAUCCUGGGAGCUUUCACCUCCCGCUUCACGUCUCACACCCGAGUCAUCGAGCCGCUGUUCGUCUUCAUCUACAGCUACAUGGCUUACCUGUCGGCCGAGGUCUUCCACCUGUCGGGCAUCAUGUCUUUGAUAGCGUGUGGUGUGAUAAUGCGUCCGUACGUGGAAGCCAACAUCUCCCACAAGUCCUACACCACCGUCAAAUACUUCCUAAAGAUGUGGAGCAGCGUCAGUGAGACCCUCAUCUUCAUCUUCCUCGGCGUCUCCACGGUAGCCGGACCUCACGUCUGGAACUGGACCUUCGUUGUCUUCACCGUCUUCCUCUGUCUGGUGUCCAGAGUGCUGGGAGUCAUUGGUCUCACGUCCAUCAUCAAUAAAUUCCGUAUUGUGAAACUGACCAAAAAGGACCAGUUCAUCGUGGCCUACGGUGGCCUGCGAGGCGCCAUCGCCUUCUCGCUGGGCUUUCUGCUGACCGACAGCAAGAUGAAGCACAUGUUCCUCACCGCCAUCAUCACCGUCAUCUUCUUCACUGUGUUCGUGCAGGGAAUGACGAUCAGACCUCUGGUGGAGCUUCUGGCUGUGAAGAGGAAGAAAGAGAGCAAAGGGUCAAUUAAUGAGGAGAUCCACACACAGUUUCUGGAUCAUCUGCUGACAGGAAUUGAGGACGUCUGUGGUCAUUAUGGACAUCAUCACUGGAAGGACAAGCUGAAUCGCUUCAACAAGAAGUACGUGAAGAAGUGGCUGAUCGCCGGCGAACGCUCCACCGAGCCGCAGCUCAUUUCCUUCUACAACAAGAUGGAGCUGAAACAGGCCAUGAUGCUGGUGGAGGGGGGGAGCUCCGCCAAGCUGCCCACCGUCAUGUCCUCCGUCUCCAUGCAGAACAUCCAGCCCAGAGAGCCGCCCAGACGACGAGCGAUGCCGAACAUCUCCAAGAGUCGAGAGGAGGAGAUCAGGAAGAUCCUGAGAGCGAACCUGCAGAACACCAGACAGAGGCUUCGUUCUUACAGCCGACACGACCUGAUGAUCGACCCGUUCGAGGACAACGUGAGCGAAGUUCGUCUCAGGAAGCAGCGGGUGGAGAUGGGGAGGAGGAUGAGUCACUACCUCACAGUUCCUGCAAACCGUCAGGAGGCUCCUCCAGUCAGAAAAGUCGGGUUUCAACCAGAGCAUCAGGUUUUUACUUACGACGACACGGAGAGUCCCAGAUCUGCUGAGAUGAAGUCCGGAUCUGCUGCUGUCCAGCUGCUGAACGAGUCGCCUCAGAGGUCCGACCAGAGCGACGCCGAGCCGAACGCCAAACAGGACGACCAGGAAGAGCAGCUGAAACUGUCCCGCUGCCUCAGCGAUCCUGGACCGAACCAGGAGCAGAAGCAGUCCUGAUGAAGCUCAUUUAAAUCACUUAAAGACUGAAGCUCUUUUCUCCAUGUUAACCUGAUGAAUUCACCGAGUGGAGGGGAGCCGUAGCAAAGCUUCAUAUUUAUUAUUUAUAGCAUUGUUUUUUGUUAUUUUGUGACAUGAUAUGCAUUUUUCAGGACAUGUCUUUUUUCAUGAUGUUUUUUUCAUGCAGUAUUACCAAAGCACCACAACAUGGGACAUCUGGCUGCUUCAGGUGUCAACAUUUUGCAGCUUAACAUGCAGAGCGCUUGUUUUAACCAGCUUGAAGCACCAGACAGGUGAAGUUUUACACUCAAAGCACAGAAUUAGGAACACGUUAAAGAAGAGCACAAGCCCGAGGUAUAACAUUAAUCUAUCAAAGGUACGCAUGGGUGACAAAAUAAAGGAAAAACCAACUUGAAGUGUCUUUGUAAGAUGUUGGACCACUACAUUCUUCCAAAAGAGGUUCCCUAACUUGAGAUCAAACCACUCAGUGACUCCUUGUAUCCUAUGUAUGAGGUUUACAUCAUUCAUUAGGAUAAAAAUCAUAGAAAGUGAUCGAUGAGAACAAUUUGUUUUGAUUUCCAGUGAUUUUCCCUCUAAGGAGACCCAAAACAUCCCAAUAAAUUAAGAUCCUCUUACUGUAGCAAUCAGGUUUUCCUUUAAUCUAUCACCCAUCUGCAGUACAACAUAUGUGGGCUGAUACGUCAGAAGCAAUUACGAUGAAGUAGCACUAAAAAUAUGUUGGAGAUUUGUUUAUAGUCCUGCUAGCAGUGAGGCUCAGUCCAUCAUUUUGGUCCAUGCUAAAAUAUCUUAACAACCUUUAGAUGGAUCACAAGAAAGCUUUCACUUUCACAUUCGUGGCAUCCAGAGGAUGAAUCCUGCAGAUUUGAUUUGUCUUCUGACUUCUUUUUUUUACCUCUAGCUUCACAGUGAAGGUUUUUUUUAAUUGAAAAAUCCCAUAAAAUAUUUAAUAUAGCUGCAACUAAUCACUGUUUGAUUGUUGAUUAAUCUGUAUCUUAUGUUCUCGAUUGAUCAAUUACUUGUUUGGUGAUAAAAAAAAUGACAGAUAAUAGUGAAAAUUUCAAUCAAAAUGACAUUCUAAGAUGUCUUGUUUUUUUCCACAACCCACAUAUAUUUCAUGUUUCUUGUCACAAAGUUGUAAAGAAAAAAAUCACAUUGAAGAAACUACAACCUGAUAAUUUCUUCUAUUUUUCUUCUUACAGAAUUACUCAGACUGAUGCAUCAAUCAUCAAAACAGCAGAUGGUUACUUUAAUAGUUGAAAAGUAAUUGAUUGAACGAUUAAUUGUUGCAGCUUUACUACUGAAUCAAUUAACAUGUAAUUAGGUUCAAACGUUCACAUUCCCUCAGCAUGAACCAUAAAGACUAAAACGAGCCUCAUCAGGUCGAUAUUAUUCUGACUUCCUGUGAAGCAAAAAACAUUCCCAUUAGCCUCAGCUCUAUGUUGUAUUUAGUGCUCUUUAGUUAAUAUUGGCAUGCUAACAGAUGCUAGCUUUAGACCUGCUCUACAUGUUAGCAUGUAGCGGUGCCAAAUUACAGUCUCACAGAGCUGCUAGCAUAGCUGUUAUUUAAAUGAAAUGUGUACUGCUGUAUACAUAUCUUGGACAGAAUUCCAUGAAAACAACUCUCAAAAUAAGUAUUUUAUGUGCUAAUUAAAGUAGAAAACACACAUCUGGUGACUGAAGGAUGUUAAUGGUGCAGUGUGUAGAAUUUAAAGGGAUCUACUGGCAAAAAAAAUGGAGUAUAACAGAGUCAGAUUUUCUUUGGUGUUUCAUCAUAGGAACAUAACAAUGUGUUGUAUUUUUAUCACUUUAGAGUGAGAUUUAUAUCUGCUGAAGAAGUGGUUUGUCUUCCAGGAAGUCGGACAUGUUGCAUUGCCAUGUUUGUACGGUGGCUCAGAAUGGACAAACCAGUCAAUGUAUGUGCAGGUGCAUUUUGAGAAAAAUGUAUGGAAACUGCAGAAUUCCUAAUUUUGCAGAAAAAAAGUUUCUUUUUAAAUUUGAUCUAGUAAACAUAGAAACACCUUUUUUGAAUAAGUGCUGCAAACAUUUACCUCACAUUGGUUGCUUCUUUUGUUGUCUUUGCUUCAGGACAAAAUGAAUGUAUGUGUUAAAACAGUUAAACUUCAAAUGUGAAUUUGAACCAACUAGUCAUAUAGACAUUGGUUAGAAAGUUGCUUUUCUUAGACAUUUUUUUAAUUUGAAAGUUUUUUGAUUAGAAACAACUAUAAUUUGAUUCAACUGUUCAUUCAUUCAACUCAUCGUUUUAAGUCAAACUUUAAUGAUCUUUUUAGGUUCAAAAGUUAUCUAAAAAAUAAAAACAAGACAUUUUCAGGCUGCCAACAGAUGGACUAAUUACAACUUUCCCAAUUUCCCAACAAUCUACCUUCAUUUUUCUCUCAUAGAUGACAAAAGUUUUCUUUGUUGCGUCCUCUUUUUCAAACAUUUUUAGCUGUUGGAGAACAAUUUUGCUUCUGGCAUUGUGUCUCUUCUACUCUGUUCAUUACAUCCACGUUGCCUGUACUGCCACCUACUGGUGUCUAGUUUAGUCACUUCAUAGCAGUUAAUGAAACAAAAUUCACUUUACAAACAUGGAAACACAGCUAGAGAGGGACUUGAGCGUUCUGUAAGUUCACCUACAUAAGGGUGAAGUAAGAGGCAUAUACAGUCUCCCCACUAGAUGUUGCUAAUCUCUACACACUGCACCUUUAAAUUUGCUUUCAAACCAGGUAUAAACUGCCAGUAUAGUUCGACCGACGUCUGUGAACGAGCUUAUCACUGUGUUUCGCUGCGUGACUGAUCAGUGUUUUCUCAGGGACUUGCAACGUGGCUCAACGGACGCCAACAAAAACCUGCUCCACAGUGCUCUGUUGAUAACGUGAAUGUUUCGUAAUUUAAAGUGUUUUCAGCUUUGUCUGUUGACUUUUACAGAGUGAACAGGGUGUUACAUUUCAGUAUUUAGGUGUGUUCCUGCUAACUGAGCAUGCUUUAAGACUUUCACGAGGAGGUUUAAGAGACUGAAUCGCCUCUUCACAACACUGAGCUGCCUAUGCGUUUGCUGCCUGCACAUGUUUGCCUUAAAAUGUUUUUGCUUUUUUGUGUGUUUACCAGUCAUGAUAUUUUUAUAUUUUGCAAAGAUACAAAAUGUGUUAAAAUCAUGAAUAUUUAUUAAAUGAAGGAAAGCUUUAAAUCCUGUCUGAAAUAAAGGUUUCUCAUUGUUG
Acanthochromis polyacanthus (spiny chromis) is the source of this 5803-nucleotide messenger RNA. RefSeq names its product Na(+)/H(+) exchanger beta-like. Gene Ontology annotation, biological process: regulation of pH; sodium ion transport; proton transmembrane transport. The coding region runs from base 306 to 2567 and encodes 753 amino acids. The record is from RefSeq and is a predicted model, not a curated record. Gene Ontology annotation, cellular component: membrane. Gene Ontology annotation, molecular function: sodium:proton antiporter activity. Lineage: Eukaryota; Metazoa; Chordata; Actinopteri; Pomacentridae. The transcript has 12 exons.